AUGGAGCAGACCCCUUACCCCGAGUGCAAGAAGACCAAGCCAACCCCCGGCCCUUACGUCUACAAGAGUCCCCCAUCUCCACCAUCCAAAUACAUCUCCAAGUCUCCUCCUCCGCCGCCUUACGUCUACAAGUCUCCACCACCCCCACCUCCCACUUAUGUCUACAAGUCUCCUCCUCCGCCUCCUUACAUCUACAAGUCUCCGCCGCCACCCCCACAAACUUACGUCUACAAGUCUCCACCCCCACCACCAUCCCCGUAUGUUUACAAGUCCCCUCCGCCACCACCUUACAUCUACAAGUCUCCUCCUCUACCGCUCUACAUUUACAAAUCUGCUCCCCCACCCCCACCGUCCCCAUAUGUCUACAAGUCUCCUCCACUGCUGCCUUACAUCUACAAAUCUCCACCGCCUCCUCCCUACGUGUACAAGUCUCCCCCGCCUCCGCCUUACAUAUACAAGUCUCCACCACCUCCGCCCUCGCCUUAUGUCUACAAGUCGCCUCCCCCACCACCUUACAUCUACAAGUCUCCACCCUCGCCACCAUCCCCGUAUGUUUACAAGUCCCCUCCGCCACCACCUUACGUCUACAAGUCUCCUCCUUCGCCACCCUACAUUUACAAAUCUCCUCCCCCACCCCCACCGUCCCCAUAUGUCUACAAGUCUCCUCCACUGCCUCCUCCCUACAUGUACAAGUCUCCCCCUCCUCCGCCUUACAUGUACAAGUCUCCACCACCUCCGCCCUCGCCAUAUGUCUACAAAUCUCCCCCACCGCCACCUUACGUCUACCAAAUCUCCCCCACCGCCACCUCCCCCAUAUGUCUACAAAUCUCCCCCACCGCCACCUUACGUCUACCAAUCUCCGCCACUGCCCCCAUAUGUCUACAAAUCACCACCUCCACCACCUUACAUAUACAAAUCACCACCACCACCAUCUCCAUCGCCGCCGCCUCCUUACAUGUACAAAUCACCCCCACCACCAUCUCCAUUGCCACCGCCGCCGCCUUACCUCUACAAAUCACCCCCACCACCAUCCCCAUCGCCACCGCCUCCCUACAUGUACAAAUCACCUCCACCACCAUCCCCAUCGCCGCCGCCACCUUACAUGUACAAAUCACCCCCACCUCCAUCUCCAUCGGCGCCGCCUCCUUACCUCUACAAAUCACCCCCACCACCAUCUCCAUCGCCGCCUCCUCCCUACGUAUACAAAUCUCCACCACCUCCUUCACCCUCACCUCUUCCUCCCUACCAUUACACCUCGCCUCCACCACCUGUGAAAUUGCCUCCUCCCCCGGCCUACAUCUAUGCGUCGCCUCCACCACCAACAUACUACUAAGCUCAACAAGCUUAGCCCUGAGGCAGUCUCAAUUAAAUUCUAGUUUCAAGAGUGAAAUAAAGGAGGGUGCUAAGGGUGCAAGAAUCGAUCAUCAAUUUCAUCAAGUUUCAUUGAAUAAGGGUCUCAAUGAUCCAUCGUUCAAGAGACACCGAGUGGAAAUGGAUCGCCAGAUUGCGUCUGCCUCUUUGAUUCUCAUCUUCCAACUUCUGCUCACAUUACGUUCAGACGAGACUGGCUCCAAACGCUUAUCUCAACGGACAAAAUGGUCGGAGCAUGCCACCAUAAAAUGGGGUGCCGGAUUUGCAGACUUCGCUUUGCUUGUGUUUUUGCUUGUCCACAUUAAUAUUCGUGAUCUUGUAAGGAUGUAAUCUCAGUCAUUUGCCAUUUGCUUGUACGACCAUAUUUUGAUUUGGACUCCUCCCUCGAUUUAUUUGUUGGAUUUGCUUGUUCUUUGUGUAACAAAAAUUCAUCUAGCAAUAAACUUAACUUGAUUGAUUUAC
This is a messenger RNA of Syzygium oleosum, 1833 nucleotides long. Its product is annotated as proline-rich extensin-like protein EPR1. The transcript has 3 exons. NCBI's taxonomy places the organism in Eukaryota, Viridiplantae, Streptophyta, Magnoliopsida, Myrtales, Myrtaceae. The record is from RefSeq and is a predicted model, not a curated record. Bases 1 to 1701 code for a protein of 566 amino acids.